AUGAAGGAACAGAGUAAGUCUGACUUGAAGUCAGGCUUCAAGCGGAAAUACCACUCGAAGUCGAGGAAAGGCUGUUCGACAUGCAAAAAAAGAAGGGUGAAAUGCGACGAGCUCAUGCCAUCAUGUGGCAACUGUGUCCGUAUGAAAUUGACAUGUGGGUACUUGCAGGACGACCAUUCCCAAGAAAACACUCCGAAAAGAAAAAAAGAGGAGAACACAAGCAAAGCCGGCAACUGCUCCCCCGGAACCCAACAGGCCACGCCGGCCAUAUCACCCAGUCCUCAGCCAAAGAAAGAGGAUGCCGCAAUGAAGUUCGCUGCGUCUGCUUUGGGCAGUGGGCUCUUAUCUGCCGGGAACUUGAACAACAUCAAUAUCAGCCAGUUGGUGAACAACCUCUCGUCCGUGGGGGAUUUGAGCUCUCUAGGCGGCUUCGCCAACUUGAGCAACCUUGCCAGUCUAGCGCAACUCCCCAGUGAUUUGGGUUCGAUCACGUCACACUUGUCUAGUAUUGGAGUCGACCUCAGCUCUUUUGGAUUGGGGCCUCAAGGAACUGACUCGCAUCUGCCCAAUGGAGUGGCGGCCUCUUCCUCCGGGGACUGCGCGAAUGCACCGAACCAAUCUCUCGACUCGUUGAUAGAUGGUGCUCCACUACUAUCUAAGCAUCCAGAAGGCACGUCUUCUGGCAAUCUAGAAAUGCCCCUGGCCGAUCCGGGAGUUUCGCAUGACUCGUCUUCCGAUUACUCAGACAGUGGUCUGUCAUCUUCUGCCAGUUUGGGCUCGCUUAAUAUGCUAGACUUGAGACUAAUGUACCACUACACGACGCAUGUCUCAAGCACCAUUACCGGAGCUGGCAUUUCUGACACCGAUAUCUGGAACAAUGAUAUCCCCACAUUGGCGUUUGAGUUUCCUUUCUUAAUGCACGCACUUUUGGCGUUCAGUGCAACACACCUCUCGCGGACCGAAAAGGGCCUAGACAAAUGUGUCACGCGACAUAGAGGAGAUGCGUUGCGCUUGUUACGAGAGGCGAUUUUGGAUAUCAGGGCUGACAACACAGACGCUUUGGUGGCCAGUGCUUUAAUCUUAAUCAUGGACUCGCUAGCAAACGCGUCUGUGCCUUCCCUGACCUCACCUAAAUCCCUUCCUGCUUCAGCUUGGAUCUUUCACGUGAAAGGAGCUGCAACCAUCCUUACUGCCGUAUGGCCGCUCACCGAGUCGUCUCGAUUCUAUAAGUUUAUUGGCGUGGAUUUAGGAGAUCUCGGCGAUAUAAUCAACCAGAAAAGUCAACUCACAGACAUGGUCCUGCUUUCUUUCGCCAACUUGAACUGCCAUGAUUCAAGUAUUGCAGAUCUUUAUCCCGUUCCCAUAAACUCACCAUAUCUAAUCACUUUAGCUUAUUUGAGCAAGCUUCACAAGGAGAGGUACAAGGCUGAUUUCAUUCUACGGAUAUUUGCGUUCCCAGCAUUGCUCGAGAAGGAGUUCUUGGGAAUGCUUAUGUCUGGAGACAUCAAGGCCAUGCGCAUUAUGAGAUCCUACUACAAGCUUCUACGGUCUUUCACUCUGGAGAUGAAGGACAAAGUCUGGUUUUUAGAAGGAGUUUCGUCGGUCCUCCCGGUCGACGUCGAAGAGUACGCCGGAGGUGCUGGUGGUAUGCAUAUGAUGCUAGAUUUCUUAGGUGGUGGCCCAGCUAUUGUUGAAGACCACGAGGUGGACAAGGAUCUACUGAUGAUCGAUCCGGGUGGUGAGAUCGCGAAUAAGCUCAUUGACACGAAUAAUUUACCGAGUGAAAUAACCAGCAACCUCGACAUCAUGCAAGGUGACAGUGGCAUGAUGGAGAUGAAGCUCGAUUGA
Metschnikowia bicuspidata var. bicuspidata NRRL YB-4993 is the source of this 1848-nucleotide messenger RNA. RefSeq names its product Upc2p (gene UPC2). Gene Ontology annotation, molecular function: zinc ion binding; DNA-binding transcription activator activity, RNA polymerase II-specific. Lineage: Eukaryota; Fungi; Ascomycota; Pichiomycetes; Serinales; Metschnikowiaceae. The transcript has a single exon. Bases 1 to 1848 code for a protein of 615 amino acids. Gene Ontology annotation, biological process: regulation of transcription by RNA polymerase II. The record is from RefSeq and is a predicted model, not a curated record.